CGUCACUAUGACCGAUCUUGUUACGUCUGCAUCUGCGUAUACUCCGCUGGAGGUUCCCCUGCCUGCAGCUCCGGAUACCUCCUUCUUUUCCGAGGCGCAAUGGAGGACCCUAUUUGCUUUGGCAGAUGCUAUAAUCCCGUCCAUUCGAACAGCUGCCACCGUCAAGUCAUCAACUGAUAAGGUUAUUUCAACGGCGGAAUGGGACUCGGCCGUGACCAAGCUGUCCUCGUUGAUCCCCAGCCCCGAUGCUGCAAAGAUUGCGGCUGUCUAUUUGGAAGAAGAUGUCUCGUCGAAUCCCCUCUUCUGUGCAUAUGUGGAGCGAAUUAUGGGCCACUAUGUUCAUGAGGAAGGAAAGAGUGGCUUUGGAAUGAUUAUGAAUGCACUUAACACGCGAGCGGGCUCAUUGAUCCUAACUGGAUCUACAACACCAAUUCAUCAACAGCCGGUGGCCUUCCGUGAAAAGGUCUUCAAAGGAUGGGACUCUUCCCGACUACCACCCCUCCGUGCAGUUUAUCGUGGUCUCACCGCAAUUGUCAAGAAGUCAUGGGUAAUGGCGAGCCCGACGAUGAACCAGGUCCUCGGAUUCCCUCGCGUUCCAGUCCAUGGCAAGCCCACCGAUGGAUUCCCCUAUGAAUUCCUGCAUUUCCCUGCGGGAGACCAACCCGAGACGCUUGAAACCGAUGUGGUCAUUGUCGGAAGUGGCUGCGGUGGUGCUGUGACUGCAAAGAAUCUGGCCGAGGCGGGUCUUCAAGUGCUUGUGGUUGAAAAGUCAUACUCCUACUCCAGCAAGUCGUUCCCCAUGACGCCAAACGAGGCAUACGUCAACAUGUUCGAAAAUGCUGGCGCGACUAUCAGCGAAGACGGAACGAUGGCAGUCCUGGCAGGUUCAACCUGGGGAGGUGGUGGUACGGUCAAUUGGUCUGCUGCCCUCCAGACUCAGGCUUAUGUUCGUCAAGAGUGGGCCGAUACUGGCUUGCCCUUCUUCACGUCACUCGAGUUUCAGCGAAGCUUAGACCGUGUCUGUGACCGUAUGGGAGUCAACACCGAGCAUAUCGUGCAUAACCGCCAGAAUAAUGUCAUCUUGGAAGGUGCACGCAAGCUCGGCUAUGCUGCCAAGGCAGUGCCACAAAACACUGGUAAUAGCGAGCAUUACUGCGGUUACUGCACACUGGGUUGCCAUUCCACCGGCAAGAAGGGUCCCACGGAAUCUUUCCUAGCGGAUGCCGCCAAGGCCGGAGCAAUCUUCAUCGAAGGAUUCAAAGCGGAUAAGGUAACGUUCGACAAGAAGACGAAUAAUGGCAAGCGGGUUGCGGUCGGCGUGGAAGGUACUUGGACCUCGCGCGAUUCGUACCUCGGCCUCAGCGGCGAUGGCGCUGUGAAACGCAAAUUGAUUAUCAAGGCGAAGAAGGUGGUUGUUUCAUCGGGUACCUUGAACAGCCCUCUUUUGCUACUCCGGAGUGGCCUCAAGAAUUCACAGAUUGGAAAGAAUUUGCAUCUGCAUCCAGUCAUGGGUGCCGGCGCCGUAUUUGACGAGUCAGUUCGCCCUUGGGAAGGCGGAGCUUUGACGACCGUUGUCAACGAAUUCGAGGAUCUGGAUGGACAUGGUCACGGAGUGAAGAUUGAAGCCGUGGCAAUGAUGCCAUCCGUGUAUAUUCCAGUCUUCCCCUGGCGGGACGGGCUGGACUACAAGAUGUGGGCCGCGAGCAUGAGUCGCAGCACCAGCUUCAUCACGCUGACCAAGGAUCGUGAUGGUGGACGAGUCUUCCCUGACCCUGUUGAUGGCCGACCUCGAAUUGACUACACUGUCUCUCCGUUCGAUCGCCGUCACAUCGUGGAGGGCAUCAUCGCCGCUGCAAAGAUUGCAUACAUCACCGGCGCUAAGGAGUUCCACACGACUUAUCGCGAUAUCGCGCCUUUCAUCCGCCCUGAUGCGUCCAACCCGGAUGCGCCGGAGGGAACCAAUGAUGUGGCUUUGCAGAAUUGGAUCGCCGAGCUUCGUCGCAAGUCCCCCCUGAAUCCUGAACGGGGUUUGUUUGCUAGCGCGCAUCAAAUGGGAACCUGCCGAAUGGGCAAGAACCCCAAGUCUAGUGUGGUGGAUCCCGACUGUCAGGUUUGGGGUACCGAUGGUCUAUAUGUGGUCGACGCAUCGGUCUUCCCCAGUGCCAGUGGUGUCAAUCCCAUGGUCACUAACAUGGCUAUUGCCGACUGGGCCAGCCGGAAUGUCGCUCGGGUGUUGGGAAAGCCCCGAAGUGAGCGGAAUGGCAUGGCUCGCCUGUGAGAGCAGGCUGUAUAUACUCAUGUGUUGAUUUAUGUCUAUAAUUUUAUACCCAUCUCUCUCAUGUUGAUGUUGAAAGAUUCUCU
Messenger RNA from Penicillium subrubescens, 2361 nucleotides. RefSeq names its product GMC family oxidoreductase. Gene Ontology annotation, molecular function: flavin adenine dinucleotide binding; long-chain-alcohol oxidase activity. The record is from RefSeq and is a predicted model, not a curated record. Bases 8 to 2278 code for a protein of 756 amino acids. The transcript has 3 exons. NCBI's taxonomy places the organism in Eukaryota, Fungi, Ascomycota, Eurotiomycetes, Eurotiales, Aspergillaceae.